AUGAGUAUUGUGAGGCCGACGUUAACUUAUGGAUGUGAAGUAUGGCCGAUGACAGUACAAAUUGAACAAAAUCUCAGAACCUUUGAGAAUAGAAUAUUAAGAGUAAUUUGUGGACCAGUGUUUGACACCUCAACAGAUAGAUGGCGUAGAAGAAAAAACGCAGAAAUAAGGGAAAUUGCCAAAGUGCCUUAUAUAACAAGCUAUGUGAAGGAUCAGAGAAUUCAGUGGCUUGGACACGCGAUGAGAAGAGAGGAAACAAAUGAAGUAAGGGCGUCAAUUGAAUACAAACCAACUGGUAAAAAACCCAGAGGUAGACCAAAGAAACGAUGGAUGGAUGGAAUGCGCCAGGACCUAGAAAGACUGGAAGCAACAGAUUGGGAGAAAAGGAUCCAGGAUAGGGAUUAUUGGAGGUCGGUGACAGUGGCAGCCAAAACUCUUGCAGAGUUGUGA
This is a messenger RNA of Daktulosphaira vitifoliae (grape phylloxera), 450 nucleotides long. RefSeq lists its product as uncharacterized. The record is from RefSeq and is a predicted model, not a curated record. Bases 1 to 450 code for a protein of 149 amino acids. The transcript has a single exon. Lineage: Eukaryota; Metazoa; Arthropoda; Insecta; Hemiptera; Phylloxeridae.